Messenger RNA from Anopheles marshallii, 4089 nucleotides. RefSeq names its product phosphoinositide 3-kinase regulatory subunit 4 (gene Vps15). Gene Ontology annotation, biological process: macroautophagy; autophagy of peroxisome; protein phosphorylation. Gene Ontology annotation, molecular function: protein serine/threonine kinase activity; protein binding; ATP binding. The transcript has 7 exons. The coding region runs from base 1 to 4089 and encodes 1362 amino acids. Gene Ontology annotation, cellular component: phosphatidylinositol 3-kinase complex, class III, type I; nucleus-vacuole junction; phosphatidylinositol 3-kinase complex, class III, type II. NCBI's taxonomy places the organism in Eukaryota, Metazoa, Arthropoda, Insecta, Diptera, Culicidae. The record is from RefSeq and is a predicted model, not a curated record.
AUGGGCAAUCAGCUGGUGGCACUAGCACCAUCACAAAUCUUCCCCGUGGAACAUUACCUCACGGGGACGUUCGAGUUUGAGCUGCAGUUUGAGAAAAGCAUGGGCAGCACACGAUUUAUGAAGGUGGCCAAGGUGAAGGUUGAUGAAGGUCCAGCGGUGGUGAAGGUGUUUGUGCGGCACGAUCCAUCCUUACCACUGGAACAACACCUCGACCGUAUCGAGUACAUCAAGAAGCAUCUCGCUAACGCAGUCAACUGUUUACCAUUCCAGAAAGUGCUGACGAUGGAAAAAUCGUGCCUUAUCGUGCGGCAGUACGUGAAGCACAGUCUGUACGAUCGCGUAUCGACCCGCCCGUUCCUAACGCUGAUCGAAAAGAAGUGGAUCACGUUUCAAAUUUUGUGCGCGUUGCACCAGUGCCACAAACAAAAAAUUUGCCACGGCGACAUCAAGCUGGAAAACAUACUGAUCACCUCAUGGAACUGGGUGCUGCUGUCGGACUUUGCCUCGUUCAAACCAACCUACCUGCCGGAAGACAAUCCAGCCGACUAUAGCUACUUCUUCGAUACGAGCCGCAGGCGUACGUGCUACAUCGCACCGGAACGUUUUGUCCGCUCGUCGAGCGGUGAAUCGAUACAGCCAAAGGAUGGACCACUGGUCGGUGACGGGCAGUACUAUGCCGGACAGCUGCUGCCCGAGAUGGAUAUCUUUUCUGCCGGUUGUGCACUGCUGGAGCUGUGGACCGAAGGCACGGCACCGUUUGAAUUUUCUCAGCUGCUCGCCUACCGCCGCGGUGAGGUGGAUCUGGUGCAGAAACAUCUGGACGGAAUCGAGAACGAACGUUUGCGGGAGCUGGUCGAAUCGAUGCUUAGCUUAGACGCGCGCGAACGAAAAUCAGCCGAACUGUACCUGGACCAGGACCGUGGUAAGCUUUUUCCGGAAUAUUUCUACUCAUUUCUCCAGUCGUAUCUGCAGAUGUUUUCCACCGUGCCGGUGGUGCCGGCCGAUGAGAAAGUUUCCCGCCUGCACAGUGAUAUUGGGCAGAUUAUAAAAAUUCUCACCGGAAACGAACGCGAACAAACAGUCGAGCCAGAGCUAGAAGCAUCGGAACCAUCCGACGACGAUGGGUUGAUACUGAUCACGAGUGUCGUGACGUCCUGCAUCCGCGGGUUAAGCUUUUGCCGAUCGAAGCUGCUGUCGCUUGAAAUCCUGCAAGCCCUCGCCGAAAACACCACCUCGGAAACGAUCCUCGAUCGCAUUCUGCCCUACAUACUGCACCUCGCCCAGGAUGCGGCACCCCGGGUGCGUGUCUGUUCACUCAACACACUCACACGCUGUCUGCGUAUGGUGCGCAAGCUGCCCCGAAGCGAUGCGAACGUAUUUCCUGAAUACAUAUUGCCCGCAAUCGCCUCGCUCGCCACCGACUGCUCCACGUUCGUGCGCAUGACGUACGCAAGAAACAUUGCCACACUGGCCGACACCGCGGUUAGCUUUCUCGAGCAGUCACAGCAAAGCUGCACCUCGGAAAACAUGCCACCGCCGCAUUACGAGACCGAGCUCAGUGCGUUGCACGAGAUGUUACACCAUACGGUACUGUCACUGCUAACCGACCCACAGUCAGCCGUGAAGCAAACCCUUAUGACGUCCGGAAUUACGCAGCUGUGCGUGUUCUUCGGUCGGCAGAAAGCGAACGAUGUCAUCCUGUCGCACAUGAUCACGUUCCUGAACGAUAAGGAAGAUCGGAAUUUGCGUGGAGCAUUUUUCGACUGCAUCGUCGGUGUCGCGUCGUACGUUGGGUGGCACUGUGCACCGAUGCUGCUGCCACUGCUCCAGCAAGGUCUCACCGAUCCGGAGGAGUUCGUCAUUGCAAAGGCAAUCCAUGCCACCACGGUGCUGAUCGAGCUCGGUUUGAUCCAGAAGCAGGGCACGAUCGAGUUUAUCGACGAGUGUGCGUGCUAUCUCGCCCAUCCGAAUCUCUGGAUCCGGCACGAGGUGGUCGAACUGAUUGCGACCGCCGCCCGCAUCCUUACUGCAAUCGAUGUACAGUGCAAGGUGCGACCCGCGAUAGCGGCUCAUCUGCGUUUUCCGCUCAUUGAAAUCACCUGUCCGGAGCUGCUGCUCGACUGCUUGCUGCCACCGAUACCGCGCAACAUCUACGACGCGGUGCUGCGGUACGGGCCCGACAUUACGCCACUGGUCGGUGUGCUUUGCGAGCGAAAGAUGGCAAGGAAUCGCAAGCGCACGACCGAAUCGGAACCGGCCCAACCGGUGCAGACACCGAGCAACGAUGGGCAGAUGGCACCGGCCAUACAGCAGCUACUGCGCCGCCUCACCACGGAAGGUUUGACGGAACAGAUCGAGGAGCAGCUGCUGGCGAUGCGUGCCCAUCUGAUGAAACUGCACCACUACAAGCUGGCAGAGAUCCGGCACUCGCACCAACCGUCCGGACGGAUCGUGCUCGAAUACUACCCGGACGUGAUGGGCGAGGUACAGCUUGCGACCGAAUCGACGAUUCAUAUGCUCAGUGCGAUUGAUUCGCAUUCGCCCUCACCGACAUCACCGACUGCUAGCGAACUCACCAUGGCAGGUACGGUAAUACCAGCCCCGACGGUAGCCGCAACCGGCGCAUCCGUACCAAUGGCCGCCGUAGCCUCCGCUCUCCCGCCAACCGUGCACCAUUCCACACCCACCUCCAGCCUGGUGGAAUACAGCCUUCCCGAGCGAACGACCGGCUACCAGGAGCGAAUGUCCGACUGUCGGUUGGAAAUGGAAGCGUUGGUAGCGAAGUUACGAACCCGGUUCGCCACCUACCAGCGGCAGCGGGAAUUACGCGAAUCGAACCAAGCGAUGCCACCACUGCCGCCAGGUUGGCACCUCACCGGUACGCUUGUUGCCCAUCUGGCCGAACAUAAGGCCGCCGUUAGCCGGAUGGCAGCGCUGAAACCCCACACCGGCUCACUGUUUGCGAGUGCCUCGAUCGAUGGGACGGUACGGCUGUGGGACUGCAACAAGCUCGAUGGCCAGCAGUCGGUGAAUCGGUCGAGACAGUCGUAUCAUGCCAACACACCCCUGCAUGCGGUGGCCGCAUGUGAUGCUGGACAGUCCCUAGCGGUGGCAGGCAAGGACGGUACGCUGUUGCUGCUCAAGAUAGACACCAACUCGAGCAAGAUGGCACUGCAGCAGGCCCGCCAUUUUGAGGCGGAUACACGCUAUUCGACCACGACCACCGCAUCAACCGGUGAGAUUGGACCGGACGAUGGUCCAGUGGUGGAGAUGCAUCCCCUCGACCAGGGCGCUCAGAGUGUGAUUGUGUACGCGACACUGUACGGCGCGCUUGUCGGUUGGGAUAUUCGCAUGCCGGACUACGCGUGGCGUCUGCAGAGCGAUCUACGCAGUGGCGUCAUCACCACGUUCUGUAUCGAUCCGUCCAGCUCGUGGCUGACGGUCGGUACGAGCAGUGGACGGCACGUCUGCUGGGACCUACGCUUUCAGCUCCCGAUUGCAGAGAUUAAACACCCGCACGAUGCCCGCAUACGACGCGUUUCGCAUCAUCCGACGGAAUCUUCCUGGCUGGUGUCGGCCUCGCAGGGCAACAGUGAGGUGUACGUGUGGAACAUUGAAACCGGCCACCGGCAGCAGGCCUACUGGGCCAGCUCAAGCCCACCGCUCUCAAACAGCAACGCUUCGUCGCACUCGGUCUGUGCGCUGCUGCCCGGUAUUAACGAUGGCAAUCCGUUCCUGCUGACCGGCGGUACCGAUCAACGGUUGCGCUACUGGGAUCCGGUUAGCAUCGAAAACUGUGCACUUGUCGUACCAUCAGCACGGGAUAACCUGGCCUGCAUCUUCUACUCCCACAGAUCCCGACUAAUCGAUGGUACCAAAGUAAUUUCGGAAAACAUUGGCACUGGUGCCAGCACCGGCACCGGGCCCGGUGAGCGUGGAACCCGUGCGGAUGACGAUCAUCGCGUUGGGCCGGAAAUGCCGGCCCACGGUCACAAUGACGUUAUCAGCGAUCUGCUUAUGUGCCGCACGGCAAAGCAAACGUUCGUCGCAUCCAGCAGCCGGGAUGGAGUGAUCAAAAUCUGGAAGUAA